AAAUAUUGUGUACGUCAACAAUUUCAUAUCUAGAAAUAUAAAUUCAAAUACACGAGUGUCGACUGUCGAGUACAUUAAAAAAUUAAGUUAUUAAAUAUGACCAACUAAAAACAACAAAUUUAUUAUUCAAAACCUUCCAUGAAGUCUGCAAAUGAAACCAAACUGCAGAAUCAAGAACCAGAAGACAUUGAAUUGGAAGCUGAAAACAUAACACAAAAAACACAACUUAAUACGGAAGAAAUGGAUGGUGAAAGUAAAAAAGAAAAAAUAUAUUCCCAAAAUAAACAAGCAAAAUUUGGAUACAUUAAGUAUGUUAGCCUAGGAAUACUUACAGUACAAAAUUCAGCAUUAGGGUUGAGCAUGAGAUAUGCAAAAACUAGAAGUGGAGUAUCAUUUUCAAAUGCGGCAGCUGUUCUAAUGACAGAAAUUCUAAAACUUGCAAUUUGCAUAGUUUUGGUAAUCAAAGAAUCUGGUGGUAUUGGGAGAGGAUCCCAAGUUUUGUACAGUACUGUGAUAUUGAACAUUAAAGAUACUUUACGAGUUGGUGUGCCAUCAUUUCUGUAUGUUAUUCAAAAUAAUUUAUUGUAUGUUUCCGCGUCUAAUUUGGAUGCUGCAACAAAUCAGGUUACCUAUCAAUUGAAACUACUAACAACUGCUUUCUUUGCUGUGUUAGUUUUAAAAAGGAGAUUAAAACGGUGGCAAUGGGGAGCAUUAGGAUUACUUGUUAUUGGCGUUGCCUUGGUGCAGUUAACGUCUACAGAGGCCAAGAACAAUGCUAGUGAAUCUCAGUCUAAGGUGCUGGGUUUUUCAGCAGUUUUGGCAGCCUGUGUUAUUUCUGGUUUUGCAGGAAUAUAUUUUGAGAAAGUUUUAAAAGAAUCUGAUAUAUCUGUCUGGAUGAGAAAUGUCCAAUUAAGUUUAUUGUCAGUACCUAUCGGUAUCAUUACAUAUCUCAUAGAGAGUAAUGGGGCCAUAUCGGAGUUACUAAAGGGAUUUGAUGGUUUUGUGUGGUACGUAAUAAUACUGCAAGCAGCUGGAGGUUUGAUUGUAGCUGUUGUAGUAAAAUAUGCAGAUAAUAUAUUAAAAGGAUUUGCCACUUCAGUAGCUAUUAUUAUUUCAUGUAUUGCUUCUAUGUUUUUACUUAAUUUCCAUCUAACAAUACAAUUUGCUAUAGGUGCUUUGAUUGUCAUAAGUUCUAUAUUUUUAUAUGGCUAUGUUCCCAAAAAGAAAGAACCUCGGAACCCUUUAAGUGUAUAGUCUUAUAGAUAAUUGUCUUUCCCAGUAUGUACUUAUUAUAUUUUACAAAUUUAGUAUUAAGAUAAUUUUUUAUAGCAACAUUAUUGCUAGCUGAUACAUUAUAUUUUAUACAAUUUUUAUCAUAAAUGACUAGUUUGUCACUAAGAACGAAAUAUACUCUUUAUAUAUAA
This is a messenger RNA of Pieris napi, 1424 nucleotides long. It is a transcript of the gene Ugalt, whose product is annotated as UDP-N-acetylglucosamine transporter. Gene Ontology annotation, biological process: pyrimidine nucleotide-sugar transmembrane transport. The record is from RefSeq and is a predicted model, not a curated record. The transcript is spliced from 6 exons. The coding region runs from base 139 to 1254 and encodes 371 amino acids. Gene Ontology annotation, cellular component: Golgi membrane. NCBI's taxonomy places the organism in Eukaryota, Metazoa, Arthropoda, Insecta, Lepidoptera, Pieridae. Gene Ontology annotation, molecular function: UDP-galactose transmembrane transporter activity.